UCGUUUCAUUCGUACCAAACAAGCCCUUAGACCAUUUCCAUUUCCAUUUCCAUUUCCACAGCUCUUUCCUCUCUUUCUUUCUCUUCUCUUGGACUGGACAUUGGAAGGAUUCCAUUUACCUGCAUUCCUCUAAAGAUCCAACCUUUCUUGGAUUCUCUCGCUCCCAUGUUCACGAUCUCAUGUUUUCAUAUUCCAACUUGGUGUUCUUGAAAAAGGAAUGAUCUUUUGAGGAUUUCUCAGCUGGUUUUAUUUCAAUUUUGACUUGGUGUCUGAGUUCCGAUUUCGGGAGCCCCCCUUUUCAUUCUCGAACUAGACUGGUAGCAUAUGGCUAAUGGGGCAGCGGUUGCUGAGAGGGCUACCAGUGACAAGCUGGCUGCUCCAGAUUGGGCAGUAAAUAUCGAGCUUUGCGAUACGAUAAAUAUGGAUCCUAGGCAGGCGAAGGAGGCACUAAAGAUAAUCAAGAAAAGACUGCGGAGUAAAAGCCCUAAAAUUCAGCUCCUUGCACUGUUUGUGGUAGAUACUCUGAGCAAAAACUGCGGGGAGCUUAUAUUUCAGCUUAUUGUUGAGCGGGAUAUUCUGCGUGAGAUGGUCAAAAUUGUAAAAAAGAAGCCUGAUUUAAAUGUGAGGGAGAAGAUACUUGUGUUGAUUGAUACUUGGCAAGAAGCUUUAGGCGGCAUGAGUGGAAGGUUUCCCCAAUAUUUUUCUGCUUACAAUGAACUGAAGCUUGCUGGUGUUGAAUUUCCACCCCGAGAGGAAGCCAGUUUAACAUUGUUCGAACCACCAAAAACACAUACCAUAUCUGAGACUACUUUCCCAUGUGAGGAUGCAGGCAUUGGAUCAUUGUUGGAAUCUGAUGCCUCUGGACUCAGCCUGGGGGAGAUUCAGACUGCUGAGGGACUCACUGACGUUCUUAUGGAAAUGCUGACCGCCUUGGAUCCAAAUAAUUCUCAGGGAGUGAAGGACGAGAUCAUUGUCGACUUGGUAGAUCAGUGUCGUUCAUUCCAAAAACGUGUCACAGUUCUUGUGAAUGAGACCACAGACGAAAACCUUCUAUGUAGAGGAUUAGCGUUGAAUGACAGCUUGCAGGGAGUUCUUCGUUUCCAUGAUGAUAUUGCCCGUGGAACUCCCCCAGUUCCAGUGGGGAAAAUAGAAGCUCCGAUUGCACCUCUUAUGAAUGUGGAUCACGAAGAUGAAGAAUCAGAAGACGAUUUUUCUCAGCUGAUGUGCAGAUCAUCGAGGGAUGUAUUGAAAGGGCAAGCACGAAAGACCGAGCCUGCACAUUGCAGCCCUAUUCUUCCUCCAACAAAACCAACUAGCACAGAUUCUGGCAAAGUUGGAUAUCUCAGUGACAACAAGCGUUCGUCUAGUGCUGUUCCGGUUCACUCAAGCAGUAAAAAAUCCUUCCCUCCACCAAGUCCAACGCAUUCUUCAUCUUCUGACGACGAUUUCAUCAACCCCACAGCAUCCGCACUUGCUCCAACACCACAAGCACUCAACGGAGCAGCUGCAACGAGCAAAUAUGCGGAUCCCUUACCACUUGCAGGUAACCACCUUCUGCCUCCGCCACCAAUCAGGUAUAGCCAGAGGCAGCAGUUUUUCAAGCAAAGAGACGCAAAUGGUGGCGGUGCAUCAAGCUCAAGUAGUCGGUCUUCUGGCUCCUCUUUUGACAGCCUGAUCGGGCAGACCAAGAAUAUGUCGCUCAGAUCGCCACCGGGUGCCACCGAGCAAGAAAAGUCUGAUGAUGCUCUUUUCAGAGACUUGGUUGAAUUUGCUAGAGCCAAGUCAUCAUCACCCAGACCAGAUAGGUCAGUGUGACAGAAAAUGUAGUUGGCUGUGAGUUUGGGUUGCUGUACCUUCUUCCUCCAUUACUAGAACUCUUGAAAUGGAGUAUAUAUUUCUGGGUUUAGGAGAACUUAGGUGUAUCUGCUUAUUGGUGAUGUAAAUCUGUCCCUUUCCCACCUCUCUAAAUGUCAAUUUAAGUGUGUAUUCUUAUAAAUUUUAAGAUACCUAUACUAUUUUCAUUCAUUUUAGGUGUGUGGAUUGUUUAGUACUUUAAUGCUACUGUAUUAUAUACUAUGUGUAUAUAUACAGAAAUAUUUAUACAGGAUAUUAAUUUUGCUUGAA
Messenger RNA from Salvia hispanica, 2124 nucleotides. RefSeq names its product TOM1-like protein 3. Lineage: Eukaryota; Viridiplantae; Streptophyta; Magnoliopsida; Lamiales; Lamiaceae. Gene Ontology annotation, biological process: protein transport to vacuole involved in ubiquitin-dependent protein catabolic process via the multivesicular body sorting pathway. Gene Ontology annotation, molecular function: phosphatidylinositol binding; ubiquitin binding. The record is from RefSeq and is a predicted model, not a curated record.